UUCAUACAUAUAUGUACAUCGUAUGCACAGGGCAGACACAUGUCAUAUUAUUUCAUUUUUUUAUAAAACACUUCAGAAAUCGGAUGCUUGCGAUCCUUAAGCAAACAAAGUUUCCGGUUUACGAGAAGAGAUACAAUGAAAACUGUUCUAGGGAUCUGUCUUCUGCUUUUUGGUCAGGUGACUUCAGAAUUUUGCUUUGAUUACGCCAGAAAAAUGUGCCACAUAGCCAUGUCAACAGAUAAUCUUGAUACAGUGCGCUCCGAGUACUGCAGGCGUCUGUCGUAUUUUGAGAAAUGUUUUUCUGUCGUAUUUCCGGAAUGCAGUAAAUUUUUCCGUGCGAUAUAUAGUAUAAAUUACAUAGUGAGGGUAAAAAUUAUGUCCAAUACAGUCAAAGUCUCAACCUCUAUUAUGUCAUCAAUCUCAAAGUUACUAAUAUUUUUGAUAACAUCGCUCUGUUGGGAUUCAAGUCCACUGGUUGGUUAAAUCUCUACACUGAGUCCUGGAACAGGAAUAGAAAAAUAAAGAACGAAAUAAAGUGUUAUGCAGCUAAAGUCAUGUGUGUCGUAUUGUGUACCUUUGGUCAAGUAGCAGAAUGGAAAAUGCAUCGGUGUUUAGAUGCCAUUGAGAAAUUAAUUUCAGAUACAAUAAAUCUCAGCGAUUCUUUCUAGUU
Molecule: messenger RNA, 670 nt
Organism: Octopus bimaculoides (California two-spot octopus)
Lineage: Eukaryota; Metazoa; Mollusca; Cephalopoda; Octopoda; Octopodidae
Source: RefSeq, a predicted model, not a curated record